AUGGAAGGGAUUGUCUUGCAGUCUGUCUUCCUAACUGGGCUUGGGGCCCUCAGAGGGCACUUCGCAAACGCAGCAGCAGCAGCACGGCGGGCUAAGCGAUCCAGGCAACAUGUAGCGGAUACAGGCACUAUGAGGCAGCCUCUAGCCAUCCGACUGCUGCUGCUGCUGCUGUCAACAACAGCGGGGUCAGCGGCAGUAUGGCUUCACAGCUGCAGCAGGAGAGGGUUUACUGGUCCUGACAUAGCCUGCAGCAAGAAGUCAUCUGCAGUCUUGCUACCUCGAUUGCCACGCCAUACCCUUGCAGGGCUUCCUUAUGCUGACGUACUGGAACAGAGAGCACCUGCAGCCACGACGGCAACAGCAGGAGUGCGGAAGCCCAUCCAGCGGUCGUUGCAGCAACAAGCUGUCCUCAUUUCACCGCGUGCAUCCCUGCUGUCGCCCUCGGAUGCUGUGGCUGGUGCAGCUGCUCUGCCGGCUGCUCCUUGUGACAGGCACGAGGCGCAGGAGGAAACAGACGCAGAACUCCAUUCUGCCGUGGCAGCAGGUGAUGAUUUGUCUUUGCGGUCGUUGUUGUCUAGACAGCUACUUGUGUGGGGCCCAGAGCAGCAGAAGGUGUUGCCAGGCUCACGCGUACUGCUUAUUGGGGCGGGUGGUGCGGCUGUUGAGGCCGCCAAAUGCUUGUUGCAGUCGGGUGUUGGCUGCGUCUUGCUGGCGGACCCCGAAGAGCCGUCUCCUCAAGAGCGCGCUGCAAACUUUGCUCUGGCCGAGCAUGCAGAGCAGCAGGAAGUUGCAGCUUCAGCGGCGGCCUCUUCUGCAGAAAUUGAUGUUGCUGAAGCUGGCGGUGCUGGGGCCAGGUCUCAUCCGUUACGGUUUCCUCACGGACACCGGGUCGGCCUGUCUGCCCAACUGCUGGAAGCUCCUGAACAGCAACAGCAGCCGACAACCCGUAUGACUCGAGCUGGAAUUGCCUGCGCUUCUCUGCGGCGAGUCGGCGCCCCUUACGCUCGCGUGUCAGAGGUAUCAUUGCACAUACAGCCGGGGGAAACUGCAGCUGCUUGGCGGGCGCGUGUGGAGCGCGUGCUGCAGCAAGUGGAUGUGCUGCUACUAUGCGAUCGGCCUCUGCAGCAAAAGCUUUUUUACUCCGCCAUGGCUCGACAACUGUGGUCCCGGCGAAAGGAGCAGCAGCUGCGCGGGCAGCAACAGGGAGGACAGGAACGGCAACAACAGCAGAAACCGCAGCCACAGAGACGCAAAGAUGGCCCCCUUGUUGUGGCUGUAUGCACAGCUGGACUCACCGGCCGGGUUGCCGUUGACUUCGGCGACUUCGUGUUUGCGAGAGUCAGCGAAGAGGCUGCUCUCACAGCCCUACUGCAUAAACACGCGCAGCCCAAGAGACAACAGCAGCAACAUCACCAACAACAGCAGCAGCAGCCGUAUCCUAAGCAGGCAGUCGAAGGGCAACAGUCGCAUGGCUUGCCAGAUCCACCUGAUCCGCAACAGCAGUACCUCAUUGCUGCGUUUGAAGCCCUGGACGCAGCGGAGACAGAGGGACGUCGCGCGGGCGAAGAACCAGAGCGGAUUCCCGCAGCAGACGAGAAUACUGCUUCACCAGUAACAGCUGCUGCUACGACUGAGAACAGCAGGGAGGCAGAUGCUUGUGCAGUGGCUGGAAGCCUCAGGAGCUGGAACGCCAGUCGUCUUCCUGCUGCCUCGCUCGUUGCAGCCCGUGCUGCCGCAAUUUGGAAACGGCGCUAUGGGCCCAGCGCGGCGAGCGCAGCGGCAGCGGCCGCAGCUGCCUCAGCAAGGGCUUCUCACCAGUCCGCCGCUGCAGUUACUGCUGCUGCAGAGGCAGCAGCUGCUGAUGCAGUAUCGAGGGGGGAAGCAGAGGCUGGGCGGGUUGGGGCGCUUAUGGUUCGGGGGUCGCGAGGACACCUUGCGCCCAUUGCAGCGGCAAUGGGUGCCCUGGCUGCGCAGGAGACCUUAAAGGGACUAACCCGGAAAUACCGGCCUCUGGAGGGGCCGUUUGUGCUGCAUGCGCUGGACCUGCUACGGCUCACUACACAGAAUCAAACGGAACAUGAUGCAAACCGUGGAGGCAGCGACGGCAGGGACGGCAGUAGCAGCAACACUCGGGGUUGCGAUAGAUACCCGAGAGCGGUCUCCGCUGGCUCAUCAGCGGGGAGUCGAACUUCACCUGCAGCGGCAACAGAACUAGGAACAGGUGGAGCAGAAUCAGGAGACACCGCUAGUCUAGGAGCUUCCUGUGCUGCGGGCGGUGGCUCAAGAAAUGCAUCACCGAGGCGAGUGCCUUGGGAAGGGCAGCAGCAACUCCUAGGCAUGGAACUGCAGCGCCGGCUAAGUCACCUGCGACUAAUGCCUUGGGAAGGGCAGCAGCAACUCCUAGGCAUGGAGCUGCAGCGCCGGCUAAGUCACCUGCGACUACUUCUGGUGGGGGCCGGCGCUAUCGGCUGCGAAGUGUUGAAAAACUUUGCGCUUAUGGGCGUCUCUACGGAUUGCCGUAGCUCCAACAGGGACAACGGCUGCCGCAGUAACGGCACAACGAGAUGCAGCCAAUUCAGGAGCAGCAAAGAGCGGUGCAUCCGCCUUGUACGACUGCUUACGACGUGUUUGAACGCAAUGCGCUGCAGCAUGUCAAGGCACGCUGGUGGUCGAGCCCUGGGAGCAGCAGCAGAUGCAGCAGCAAAGGAAGUGUGCGGGGAUGCGUGUUUGAACGCAAUGCGCUGCAGCAUGUUAAGGCACGCUGGUGGUCGAGCCCUGGGAGCAGCAGCAGAUGCAGCAGCAAAGGAAGUGUGCGGGGAUGAUUGCGAGGGGGGGUUGCUGUCUUUGAUUGACGGAGACACCGUGGAGACCUCUAACCUCAGCAGACAAGUCCUCUUUACUCCUGAAUCCUUGCAGCAGCCGAAGGCAACCGCGGCUGCUGCUGCAUCUCUGCGCUUCUGCAGCCGUACACGAUUGCGCCCGUUCCCGUUCAUGCUCUCGCCGGAGACCCUUUGGCGCCUCCCCCCAAUGUACAUACAGGAGCAGGACUUGGUCGUGGCCGCCUUGGAUUCAGUGGAGGCUCGUCUUUACGUGGACGCGCUUUGUCUGCUCCACUCGAAGCCCUGGGUGGAAGCCGGCACCCUCGGUCUUAGAGGCCAUUCUCAGAGCCUGGUACCGUACCUAACGGAGCACUACGCCGCAGCAGUACGAGGCGGUGCUGUCAAUGCUUCGCCAACAGCCCAGUCCCUGACGGCUGUCCCCGUUUGUUCCGUGCGGGGAGCCCCCACUGCCCCUCUCCACGCAGUGCACUGGGCAUCGGCUCAGCUGCAACAAACCUUCAAAACCGACAUCGCAGCCGCCCAUAUACUGCUGCAGCAGCUGCUCCAACAGCAGAUGCAGUUGCCUCAGAGGGCGUCUGCAGAACAGCAGACAUACGGGAGAGUUGCUCCACCACGAACAGCAGCAGCGCAUUCCUCUACCUUUGACGCUUCAGAUGAUGUCCAGGCAGCGCUUCGCAUGUUGGGCAUGGCGCCUGCUGCUGUGGCUGCUGCAGCAGCAGGGCCGCAGCGGCUGCGACUGCUCCUGCGGCUUGCAGGGGAGGUACUGAAAGCGCAGCGUGGCACGAUUCGGGGGCACCAGGCUUCCGAGCGUCUGCAGCAACAUCACGAACAUCGGGGGAAACAUGAUGAGCAUGGCGACAGUGGCGACAGUGGAGGCGAAGUGUCUCCUUUGUCAGCAACCCACCUCAGGCUUCUGUCUUUUGCAGCAUUUUUUUUUAGUGUUUUAUUCCAGAAGAAAGCUGUCGAGGGGCCAACGCAAGGAAACCCAACAGUAGCAGCUCCCAGCGCCGCACACUCUGCAAAUCAACGAUCUACUUCUAUUUUGCAGCAGGAACAAGCGGAAGAGUUGCUGCUGCAAGGAAAGGGCUUGGGCCCUUGGAGCCGCCAAUGCGUUGCUAAAGGCUUGCAGCGUUUGCUACCGAAGGCCGCAUGCAGCGAAGCUGGAGAUUCAGGGCUGACCGGGGCCGGCUCAGAGCCUACCGCCGUUAGUCUCUCUGCACUUGCUGAGGAGUUGGUGCGAGAAGUUGCGGCAACAGCAACGGCGGCAGCGGCAACCGCGCCGACGGAGCUAGACUUGAGACUCUUCGGGGCCCCUGCAGUAUUGUCACUCUCCGCAGACAGCGCUGUGCCCCUCCGAUUUCUGACUUCCGCUGCGCGGCUUCGUUGCAGAGCAUUUGGACUGAAACCUCUCCCGGGCCCUGAAGAGACUCAGCAGCUGAUAGGCAGGAUUGUUCCUGCAACUGCUACGGCAACGACACUUGCGGCUGCGCUUGCCUGCCUUGAAGUGUAUAGACUGGUAGCUAUGGGGCUUGCAGGUGCGCCUUCGGGCCAACGUAUGCAGCGUCGGGAGCAGCAGCAGCAGCAGAUGCAACGCGGACAGAUCGUCAAGCCAACGGGGAGAGGGUCCCCCGUGCUAUGGCUAGACAGGGGCGACCGCCGAAAUCGGCAAGCUGCAAUGAAGCAGCAGCAACAUGCCUUGCGCAACAGCUUCUUUUCGCUAUCAGUGCCCUUUCUGGCGGAGGCUCCGCCGUUGCCUCCUCCAAUGCAUCGAUUCGUUAUAGGUCGCUGGCGGGGACAGCCUUUCUCUCCAUGGCACUUCUUCCGCCUGCGACUGCGCGGCGGUGGUUUCAGCAGUAGCUCCCAUCAGCAUAAAGGACAAGGAGCGGUUCCAGGGGAGGCAGAAGCAGCGGAGACAAUUACUAUUUCUGACUUGGUGGAACUCAUAGAAAAGGACACGAGGCUCCGUGUCUUGUCUCUAACUUGCGAGAGAACUCUCCUCUACGCUGCUCCGAAAGACAACGACACGCUGCAGCAGCAGCAACCGGAGGCAGUAUCGCGGCCUCAGAUAGCGGCAAUGUUUGGUGAGCAUAAGCCGCAGAAGCUCCCAGACCCGGGGACACGCCUCACUGAGGCACUGCGGAGUGCAUUAUUUGCGCCUAACCACAGCGAGACGCAGCAAGAUCAUCAGAACCAACAGAAGCAGAGGGCCAGGCGCCUGCAGCAGCAAAACAAGGCCCCCACUUGGGCGGUGGUCCUCAUCGCGGCUUCGGAUCCGUUGGGGGCGGAAGUGCCCCUGCCGGCGCUUAAGGUUUUGGUUAGGCCUACCGUUUAA
Messenger RNA from Eimeria mitis, 5172 nucleotides. Its product is annotated as ubiquitin-activating enzyme e1, putative. Gene Ontology annotation, molecular function: ubiquitin-like modifier activating enzyme activity. Lineage: Eukaryota; Apicomplexa; Conoidasida; Eucoccidiorida; Eimeriidae. Gene Ontology annotation, biological process: protein modification by small protein conjugation. The record is from RefSeq and is a predicted model, not a curated record. Gene Ontology annotation, cellular component: cytoplasm.